Molecule: messenger RNA, 1959 nt
Organism: Effrenium voratum
Lineage: Eukaryota; Dinophyceae; Suessiales; Symbiodiniaceae
Source: the annotation of a GenBank genome assembly
AUGCCAUCCUUCACUGAAGUGGCGGGGUACCUGGGCGAGGAGGAGGUGGGGGGCGAUCCAAGCACCCAGGAGGUGGCGGAGACAGUGAUGGCACAGGCGCAGAGCCAGACUGACGCUGAGCGCAAGGAGGUGUUGAUGCAGGAAGCAUCGGUGCAGGAGGCCAAGAGGCCGCGUUUGGAGGCGGGCACUGUGAGGAAGGCAGACCUGCAGCAGGUGUUGCGUGACCACGGCAUUGCUUUUGCGAGCAAGACCACGGUGGCUGAGCUGCGGAGUUUGCUGGACGAGGCUGAGGGCAAGGCCGAGGCUGUGGUGGCCGUGGAGGCCGUGGAGGCCGUGGAGGCCGUGGAGACCAAGGAGGCCGCGGAGGCCGAGGAGGUUGAGGAGUCCGAGGAGACCGAGGAUGUGGCGGCCGUGGAGACCAAGGAGACCGUGGAGAAGGACAAGGCCGAUGAUGCCGUGGUGGAGGAUGACUUCGGCGGGGCCUUGCCGGUCCUUCAAGGUUCAAGGCGGUUUGAGGAAGUGUCUGUCCGCCACCUGCCGGAGAAGAUGCGGAUGAAGUCGCUCUGCGUGGACAGGUGGAUGAUGGAGCCAAUCAACGUGGAGGCCCUUGAGAUGGCGGGCAGCCUUCGCGCCUUUGGUCAGCUGGGUUUGCGGGAGCAAGUGGCGGACAUGCUGACCAGGGACACCGAGGGCAUUGGCAUGGUCCUCACAGUCUACCGUGACACUGGUCGACCACACGGGUGCAACGCCCGGCUUGUGUCGGGCAUCUGUUUGAAGGACUAUGAGGAAGCCCAGAAGAAGGGGACGAUCAGCGAGGAGAUCCAUGGCCGGUUCUUGGAGCUGCCUUUGGUGGUGCGCCGGCUUGUGGACAUGCACAUCAGCUCCUACAACGCCACUCAGGACCGUGAGGCUUGUUAUGCGGUCGUCGGUGACUGCGAGGAGGCGCAGCGCUUUUUCAGUGGCAUCCUGAAUGGGGCUGGCAUGUGUCAUUUGGAGACCUUCAUGCAGAAGCACCAGCUCCAGAAGCUCCCGCACUUCGUGUCUGAGCUCAUGCAUGAGAUCCGGGCGAUCACACAGCGCGAUACGCAGGCUUACCCGGAGCUGUCCGCGGAGCUGGCGGCGCAGGGAGGCAACUGGAAGGGCCAGCUCUUGGAGCUUCUCCACGAGAUACAGGAGAGGGAGACAACGGAAAAGAUGACAGAGGCGACCACCGCCAGGGUGUGCGGCCUGGAGUAUGACGGAGUCGCGUUUGCCUGCCGUCCAGAACAGCAGGAGGCGUUGGUCGAGCAGCUCGAAAAGAAGGUCGGGUUUCCUAUGAAGCACAAGCCCUACAGGUCGCUGGAUGAGAUCAUGAGCGAGUACCGCCGGCGCCACCCGGAUCUGGAUUGGGAGACAAGAGAUGAGGAUUGGUUUCGAGUCGAGCAGGCGCGGGUUACCCUUGCCCAAACCUUUGUCCAGACCUUGGUUACCCGAACCUUUUUUUGGUCCAUUUUGUUGCGUCGCUUUUGCUUCUUUGUGACUUUGCAGGACCGGCGGCUGGUCCGCGCCUACUUGAGCAAGGGCGUGGAGGGAAUCGACCGUCUGGUCGCUUCAAUUUUGCCCCACCACAUCCUCAAGGAUGGCAGAUUGGUGCGUGAGUGCUUCAAGGUCUUCAGCUGCUCCAAUCAGCACAUGGAGACGGCCUACUUUUGCCCAGAGAGCAGGCAAUGGCAGCUGGAGAACCCGGCGCGCGCGGAUGAGCUUCUGGCGGAGUACUCGGCUCAGGUGCUCUUCAAGUGCCUGCCGGAGACGUGGAAGGGUCUUCCCCCAGCCUCAAUGUACAGGCGGGAAGCCAUGCGGAGCGUUGUCGGCCGGGCCUUGUAUGACCGGAGCUUCCAGAGAAAGAGCCUGGGGAUCCCCUACCCCCGGGAACUCUUUGCAGUCCUGGACGAGCUCAACCUGGAGGGCGUCCUGCAGGAG